CUUAUUAAAUAGUUGCACAUGAUUUUUUGCUUGCUCGCUAGAUGGAAGAUUGCUAUACACCUGUGCCGCUGCCAAAAUUGACAAUUUUGAAGGACUCUGAACUUUGUGAUAAACAGAGCAGUCAAAAGAAACAGAAACUCACUGGAACCAAGUCAUGUCCGCGGGUGCCCUCGAAGGGAACCACAUUCGUCAAGAGUCGUCUUAUGCUCUUCACAAACAAAUCUCUCACCCCCCAGAGAAGACUGAUGGGGGGCACCGGUAGUGUUAACAGUCCCUAUGAGUCAUCGCCCAGAAAGCUAUUGGUUCAAGGGGAGAUAUGUGGAAAGGAAAGUGCGCCUCUGAUUUCACCUAUUAAGAACGGGAAAUGUUCGGACGAGGCUCAGAAUCGAAGUGUUCAGAGGAACAGGACGGUCUCUUUUUGCAAGCGAAGAGCCUCGAACAGCACCUGCAGCCUCGACAGCACGAGAAGCAGCUGUGACCUUGAGAACAGUUUUGAACAGCAGCAGCAAGUGGACCACUCCCUCUCAAACAGAAAGGACUUGUUAUCAUCUUCUCUCAUUCAGUCUCCUUCUCCGUGUAGAACAAAUGAAACCACUUAUGUGAACAGUAGAUUCGAAGUGCUGUCCAAACUCGGAUCCGGAUCAUUCGGGGAAGUUUUCAAAGUGCGUGACCGUUCGAGUCAGAGAUUGUUUGCACUGAAGAAGUCCAGAGAGAGAUUCAGAGGCAAACUGGACAGGCAGAGGAAGCUACAGGAGGUGCUCAAGUUGGAACAGACAGGAGAACACACGCACUGUGUCAAGUUUGUUCAUGCUUGGGAGGAGAGCAACUUCCUAUUUAUACAGACUGAGUUGUGCUCCACAACACUGUUGGCGCUGACAGCUGAAGGGGAGAGUGGCUGUAUAACAGAAGGCGAGUCAUGGCUGGUGUUGAUAGAUAUGCUCCAUGCACUCACGCACCUCGCGACUCACAAACUCAUCCAUCUUGACAUCAAACCAGACAACAUAUUUGUGACAUUCUCAGAAGAAACGAGAGGAGAGGUUGUGCCACCUGUUUAUAAACUGGGAGACUUCGGACUGAUGAUCAAUUACGAAAAAGACGCAAUGAGUGAUGCGCAAGAGGGCGACUCAAGGUACCUGGCAUUGGAAGUGUUGUCAGAAGUGUUCACACCUGCAGCCGACAUGUUCAGUCUGGGCGCCACUCUUCUAGACUGUGUGACAUCAAUUGAAAUGCCCAAGUCAGGCACGUGGUGGCAACUCCUUCGGGAUGGGCUUUCCCACAACCUACCCGAACAGUUCUCAAAACAAAUGAGUGGUGAGCUGUUGCAAGUAUUGAAUGUGAUGAUGAACAAGGAGUACAGACAGAGGCCAUCAGCAGAACAGCUACUCAAUCACCCUCUGCUCCACUCGAGAGAUAGACAGAGACAGCAGAGUCUCAAGCUAAUACACUUCGAUUUUGAAGUUUCGCCCAUGAAGAGACUUAAAUUGGACCAGAUGGGCUCUGAGCAGACUGUUGAGAGGAUAGGGCCAGAACAGGAACUGGACUUCAAUCGCGACAGGAUAGACAUCACAGGCAAUCGGAUAUCCUGUCUUAGACACGUGGACAAACACCACUCAGCGAACUUAUCUGGUCAUUUUCUGGAACACACCACGACGAAUAAGAAGAAGCACAGUGAGCACCAGUCGCCCUCCCCUCCCGAAAGGGAAGAAAAAGAGGAAUACGACAGCAGCUUAGCGGCCACUCUCACUGCACAAACAUCUUUGCCAGCUGCAAACACAGUGUCGUCUCAGUUAGUUCAUCCAGUUUCUAUGUCUGAAAGAGACAUCAUUUGGGACAGUACUAGUGAUGUGACAACUCCUCACACUUCGCCUAGAGACCACUCCUUGUCCACCAGUAUUUCUCCCGACGGAUUCUUUACUCCUUCCAACUUCGAUUUGACUUUCUGCAAUGACAAAUUCUACACUGCAAUCGUCCCCUCCCGACUUCGGAUGAUAAGUGACAGUAGUCAUAGCCACGGGUGGUCGGAGUGGCUCAGUGAUUCAGAGGCAGAAAAUGUAGAGGAAGAGUUAGCUGUCUAUGACAAUUUGAAGCACUCAUUGUCGUUUAGUAGUGAUACAGGAGACCGUGAAACCGAAAGAAGUGUGAGCAAUUCUUCAAACUGUGUGAAGGAAUCGUUACUAACAAAUGGUGCAGAUAACAGGAAAUACAAAAAUGAUGACUUGGAAACGCCCCCUUUUGAACUUGGAAGGAAGGCGUUCUCCUCGUCUAGUAAGAAGAGACAUGCGGUCGAAAUGUCUUCAGAAUCUCCUUAUCCGUCUGAAGCUAGGAGUAAUUUCAACUUCUGUAAUGUGGAAGGGGGAAAAGGAGCAAAACAGACUGGUGGGGUGACGCCCUUGUCUCUGUUUGGUGACUCAAAUAAUUGGAGUUCUGAAUAUGACGAUUUGUUUUGAUGUCUUGACUUCAUUGACUUGAUAUCCCUCGCAAUAGAUGAUUUUGACCUCAGACGUGGUUGCAGAUAAAGAUGAUGAUGACUAUAAUGAUGUAGAUUGUUUCAAAAACCACUGAAGUUGACGUGCAAUUAAAAGAGCAAUCGGUCCUAAUUGAUAACCCUUCGGAAUGAAAAAUGUCUGAUGCUAAUAUAUUGAUUUGCUCAAAACUCAUUUUGAGAUGUGAUUUUAUUGGAAGCUUAAGCUAUGAAAUUGAGAAGUAGUUUUAGUGAUUGCUAGAAAUGAUAUUUAUUUAUUGUUUAACUUAACUAUUUUGCAACUAUGGACUUUGUUUUUGAUAUUAUUCAUUGAUGCGCAUUUUUUUGAAACUAACAAGGCAAAUAAAA
Messenger RNA from Symsagittifera roscoffensis, 2830 nucleotides. RefSeq lists its product as uncharacterized. Gene Ontology annotation, cellular component: nucleus; cytoplasm. The coding region runs from base 42 to 2447 and encodes 801 amino acids. The transcript is spliced from 15 exons. The record is from RefSeq and is a predicted model, not a curated record. Gene Ontology annotation, biological process: meiotic cell cycle; protein phosphorylation; negative regulation of G2/MI transition of meiotic cell cycle. NCBI's taxonomy places the organism in Eukaryota, Metazoa, Xenacoelomorpha, Acoela, Convolutidae. Gene Ontology annotation, molecular function: ATP binding; protein tyrosine kinase activity.